Molecule: messenger RNA, 651 nt
Organism: Neurospora hispaniola
Lineage: Eukaryota; Fungi; Ascomycota; Sordariomycetes; Sordariales; Sordariaceae
Exons: 8
Coding region: 1-651 (216 amino acids)
Source: RefSeq, a predicted model, not a curated record
AUGACGGAUCGAUCAGCAAAGGAAGGAGCGAAGGAUCAGAAACUAGGACUAGGAGAUGUACAUCUGUUAAUAUCUCCCCAGUGUACUUGCUUCAGCGAGAUGGUCACGGAAGAGCUCUUGCCGCAAUUUGAUGUUCGUAGUUCAGUUCUUGAUGAGCCUGUCCGUGCUGCUUGCCGUGGCACUUCAAAGACAUUUCCGUCUUCAGUUCUCGGUUCAGUUCGCAAGAUCGGUACCAAUUCAAAUAACCACCUAGUCCCAGUCGCUCCUUCGCAUCUCACUUACAUUGAGGUCACUCACAAUCCGCACUCAUGGUCCUCGCUCUUGAACGAAAGGGAAAGAGCAGAGGGGCCUUUGGAGGGCCGGGGCAUGUACCUCUUUACAGGAGUGAGACUGUGUCUUCCAUCUUCAAAAGCCAUUGAUGAGUGGGAAGCAAAAUCCUCAGUCCGGCACCUUUUUAGUGGUCCGACUCUGUCCCGGAGUCCCUCCGUCUAUGUACAAACUCGCAAUAACAUAAUUUUCCCCACCCCUGCAUUCAACUCAGCUGUUCCAAGACAGCCGCUUGUUUUCACGAACAAGGUUUUUGUUGUCCUUCACACUCACGCCAAUGACAAAACAAAACGUAAUGUCAAAACGACACCAACUCGAAUAUAG